UUCCUCAUCACCACCACUUUUUGACAACACUUUCUCUCAAGCAAAGAAGUGUUGUGUUGGUCUUCUCUUUUUGUCCCGAAAACCCUCUAACUUUUUUUCAUUUGCAUUACUUUCAAACUUUAAGUGAAGCAAAAAAUGGCAAUCAGAAAAACAAACAAGCUGCCACAAACUGCAGUCCUAAAGCAAAUCUUGAAAAAAUGUUCGAGUUUGGGGAAGAAACAUGGCUAUAACGAUGAAGAUGGUCUUCCCCUUGACGUACCCAAAGGGCAUUUUGCUGUUUAUGUUGGAGAGAACCGAACUCGAUACAUUAUACCAAUUUCAUUCUUAACUCACCCUGAGUUUCAGUGCCUCUUACGACGCGCUGAAGAAGAAUUUGGCUUUGAUCAUGACAUGGGUAUCACUAUUCCAUGUGAAGAAGUUGUUUUCCGAUCACUAACUUCUAUGCUUCGAUAGAGAAUUGAAUUAAAGAGAAAGCAAGGGAAAGUGAAUAGUAGUAGUGAUAGGUUUUGGGUGAAGAAGAUGGGUUUAAGAUGAAGCAAUUCUGUUGAAUUGUUUCUCUUUUUUCAACGUCUUUCUUCACUCUAGUUCUUAUUUUUAUUUUUAUUUUUUAUGUUUAGUGACAUCCUCUAACACGACCAAAAAUGGCCAGGAAUUAUUUUGGUUCUUUUUAUGGGUCAGAUUUGUAAAGAAGAAGAGAUUGGAGCUUUUUCCUUGCAGUGGAUGGUGUUUUUCUUACACCCUGUGAGAGAAGUUAUUAAUGUUAAGCAAAGAUCAAUUUGCCUCGUUUA
Molecule: messenger RNA, 788 nt
Organism: Nicotiana attenuata
Lineage: Eukaryota; Viridiplantae; Streptophyta; Magnoliopsida; Solanales; Solanaceae
Product: auxin-responsive protein SAUR50-like
Exons: 1
Coding region: 136-453 (105 amino acids)
Biological process (GO): response to auxin
Source: RefSeq, a predicted model, not a curated record